AUGCACCCGUUAGUAAAGACUUUUGUUGUUUCAAUUGGUAUGAUGACAGAUGCUUAUGAAAUUUUCCUCAUGAAUAUCUGUUAUGUUAUCAUCAAAGAAAUUUAUGGAGAAACAUCCUACUCAUCAACACUAUCAUCAGCUGUUUUAAUAGGAAUGGCAAUUGGUCAAUUAUUAUUUGGUGUUCUUGCUGAUACUAUUGGAAAAAAAUUAAUGUUUAUUACAACUUUAACGAUUCUCAUCAUCUUUUCUAUUUUACAAGCAUUUUCAUUCGAAAUUAUAUCAGGAGCUGGACCUUAUAUUAUUUUAGCUAUCAUUAGAUUUAUAUUAGGUUUAGGUAUUGGAGGAGAAUAUCCACUCUCAUCAUCUAUUGCAUCAGAAGAUGCUAAACCACACAACAGAGGAAGAAAGUUAGUUUUUAUUUUUUCUAUGCAAGGUAUUGGUAAUAUUCUUGCUCCACUUGUUGUAUUAAUACUUUUAUAUACUCCUUUAAAACUUGAUUAUGUAUGGAGAACAGCAUUAGCUUUAGGUGCAGUUCCAUGUAUUUUAACAUUAUAUCAUCGUAUUACAAUGGAUAUGCCAAAGAAAAAGAAAGGUCAUGUCACUAGUAAAUCUGAAGUUCGUGCUUUAAUCAAAAAAAAUUGGUUUUAUUUAUUUGGAACUGCUGGUUGUUGGUUCUUCUUUGAUAUUGCCUUUUAUGGUAAUUCAAUGUUCAACUCAACAGUUUUACAGGUUAUUGGAUUUGGACCAUCUGCAGAUGAUGAAGACCCACGAGAUGGACUUAUUUCAACAACUAUUGGAAAUUUGAUUUUAGUACUUAUGGCGUUCCCAGGUUUUAUUGUUAGCUUCCUUCUAGUUGAUCGUAUUGGAAGAAAGCCAUUACAACUAUUUGGAUUUGCUGGUACUGCUAUUUGUUUCUUCUUAAUGGCAUUUUUUGAAAAUAUUAUUCUUGAACAUGUCCCUUAUUUAUUUGUUAUAAUAUAUGGACUUUCAUUCUUUUUCCAGAAUAUGGGACCUAAUACAACAACUUAUAUUAAUGCAGCUGAGACAUAUGAUCCACGAAUUCGUGGAACGUUUAAUGGACUUUCUGCUGCUUCAGGUAAAAUUGGAGCAAUGAUUGGUACUGCUGUUUUUAGUCCAUUUACUACUGCAUUUGGUCAAACUGCUACAUUUUGUACGUGUGGUGCAUUAAUGAUGGUCGGAUUUGGGUUAUCUUUUAUUGUACCUGAAGGUAAAGGAGCUGACAUUGAACAAAUUGCUGAUAGUUAUCAACAGUUCGAUGAAGAAAGCAAUCAAAAAUGA
Messenger RNA from Entamoeba dispar SAW760, 1299 nucleotides. Its product is annotated as inorganic phosphate transporter, putative. Bases 1 to 1299 code for a protein of 432 amino acids. Gene Ontology annotation, biological process: transmembrane transport; carboxylic acid transport. Gene Ontology annotation, cellular component: plasma membrane. The transcript has a single exon. The record is from RefSeq and is a predicted model, not a curated record. Gene Ontology annotation, molecular function: carboxylic acid transmembrane transporter activity. NCBI's taxonomy places the organism in Eukaryota, Evosea, Mastigamoebida, Endamoebidae.